This is a messenger RNA of Hirundo rustica (Barn swallow), 2881 nucleotides long. It is a transcript of the gene PEX7, whose product is annotated as peroxisomal biogenesis factor 7. The record is from RefSeq and is a predicted model, not a curated record. Gene Ontology annotation, molecular function: protein binding. Bases 10 to 975 code for a protein of 321 amino acids. The transcript has 10 exons. Gene Ontology annotation, biological process: protein import into peroxisome matrix. Lineage: Eukaryota; Metazoa; Chordata; Aves; Passeriformes; Hirundinidae. Gene Ontology annotation, cellular component: cytosol; peroxisomal matrix.
GCGGGGGCCAUGGGCACGGCGGCGGGCGCGGGCGCCCUGCGGCUGCCCGGGCUGCACGGGUACGCGGUGGAGUUCUCGCCAUACUGCCCGGGGCGCGUGGCCUGCGCCGCCGCGCAGUACUACGGCAUGGCAGGUUGUGGAACCCUGGCAGUACUGGGACAAAAUGAAGCUGGGAUUGUUCUGCUCAGGAGUUUUGACUGGAAUGAUGGCCUGUUUGAUGUGACCUGGAGUGAGAAUAAUGAAAACGUGUUGAUCACUUGUAGUGGAGAUGGAUCUCUGCAAAUCUGGGAUAUGGCUAAAUCCAAAGGUCCACUGCAAGUCUAUAAAGAACACACUCUGGAGGCAUAUAGUGUUGACUGGAGCCAAACUAGAGGAGAGCAGCUAGUGGUGUCUGGUUCAUGGGAUCAAACAGCCAAGCUGUGGGAUCCAGCUGUGGGGAAGUCAUUAUGCACUUUUAAAGGCCAUGAAGGGGUCAUUUACAGCACUAUAUGGUCUCCACACAUCCCAGGUUGUUUUGCAUCUGCCUCAGGUGAUCAGACUUUAAGAAUUUGGGAUGUAAAAACCCCAGGAGUCAAACUUGUGAUACCAGCCCACCAGGCUGAGGUCUUGAGCUGUGACUGGUGCAAAUAUGAUGAGAACUUGCUGGUAACUGGUGCAGUUGACUGUAGCUUGAAAGGCUGGGAUUUGAGGAACAUCCGGCAACCAGUGUUCGUCUUGCUUGGUCAUACCUACGCUAUCAGAAGAGUAAAAUUUUCACCAUUCCACGCAACCAUAUUGGCCUCUUGCUCCUAUGAUUUUACUGUAAGAUUCUGGGACUUUUCCAAGCCUAAUCCUUUGCUGGAAACAGUUGAGCAUCAUACUGAAUUUACAUGUGGUCUUGAUUUAAGUCUUCACAACCGUGGUCAGGUGGUGGACUGUGCUUGGGAUGAACUAGUCAAGAUCUAUACUCCAUCGUGUCUGGCAGUUCCUGUUUAGAAGAGAAGAUGAGCUGAUGCACCAGGAACCUUUCUCUCUUUCCCCAUAACCAGACUUGUGCUAAAGCACAACAGUGUCACUAAUCUCAGUGUCUCUUUAUAAGUAAAACUGCUUGAAUGGAGUGCUGUGUGCUAGAACAUGUGGAGAUUUAAGGGCUUGGUUUACUGUACAGGUGGUAUUUGAACUAGCAAAAUGUUCCACAGCUACUCAGUGGCUUAAGAGUGGCCACCAGCGGUGUCACCAGAGCUGAGUAACCAACACAAGUUUGUGAUCUGUCUGGCUAAUGAUGAGAGCAGAGGCCUGAAUCUUCUUGUUCCUUAUAAAGAUUAAAAUUAACUGGCAGUGUGUUUUGAGAUGUCACUGUAGAAAAGAAAAGAAAGGAAAGGAAAGGAAAGGAAAGGAAAAGCAAAUAAAGGCUUUUUACUGCAAAGUACUGUAAUGUCAACUGAAGUUUGUAUCACCCAGAUGCAUUUAUGUUUUGCUGUGAGUCACUUUGCAUUAUUUUCUUUUGCAAUAUGAUGCAUUUACUCUUGAUCGACAGUAAAUGUCAUAGUUUAUAGCCAGCUGAUUUGUUUGACCUUUUUGAUUGCUGCUUCACAAAGAUGGUAAAGAUUAUUUUCAUAUAUUUUUCCUUUAGAUCUCUUUGAGUAAAACAGUUGAUGAAGUUAUGUAGAAAGAUACUCUGAUAAUAGAGAAAAUGGUUAUGAAAAAAUGAAAUAUAUACAAAACUAAUUGGAUCACAAUUCUCAAGAUUUAGAGAUGGGGCAAUCAUCUCUUCUAUUAGACUUGGCUUCUUUUUUCACUUAAAAAGUUAUUCCAAGAAAUAGAGGAGGAAUGUGGCCAUAUAUCCAGUGUUUCUGGACCUCUGACAGCCUGGCCAAAGUGAGAACUGAUGUCCAGGCCAGCUGACCUAUAUAGAUACAGAUUAAUUGCAGGCAUAGCAGAUCCAGCAUGGCCAAAUUAUUGCAAUCCCUACAAUAUGCACGUUCUAGGUAUGUUGAAUACUUUGCAUUCCCGGUUUGCAGAUCUCUGGUCAGGUUUACAUAGUGUGCUGUUAAUAAAUUCUCUACCCUUCUGGGCUGCAGCACUCAUAGAUCAACCAGUAGCAGGCACUGCCAAAUCUGCUGGAUGCUUUGAAGCAAUGAAGGAAAGAAUUCAGCUGAGCUAAGACCUGCAAGUUGCAAGGAAAGAGUAAUUGUUCUAUCUUGGAGAAAGAGCCACAGAAUUAACAGCUAGCCACAGGGAGACAUGCGUAUAUUGAUGUGGUAUAUAGGGCUGGAUAGGAAGAAACUUUAUUCUAAAACAUGAUAAUUUGUAUCCCAAUUGGAUCUUGUAUUUUUCUUGGUCAAAUGCAAACUGUCCCCAGACUGACAUCUUUUUGAGCUGAAUUAAUAACAAAAAGUAGAUUUUAUCUUUUUUUAUGACAGUAUGCUGUUCCAAAUCCCAAACAUUUACUGCACUUUAAUUCUAUGUGCUGGGGAAUAAUGCAAAAUAAAGCUGUGCUGCAUGCAGCUUUCAGCAGUACCAUGGGCCAUAAAAUCUAAUUUUAGGCAUUAAAAUUGAUUAUUUCAACUUCAAUAGUUCCUCCACUCUUCUGUUUUAUCUCCCUUUUCUGCUUUGAUUACAAGUUGCUUGUCUGAGUGGAACAUUUUGGUGGCAGGUGUGUAUUUUAUAUGCAUGUUUCUGGGGGGACAGAGAGAGUGGGUUAUUCCAGAAUGCUGCCAUAGCCUAUCAGUUGGAAGGGAAAAUUUAGAAAACCUAGCACAGGGGGAAAAAUUAGGAAUUCUGAAUAUGCACGCUCAGCACAUGGACUAAAUCUUUCCUCGACUGCCUUCUCUCUCCUCAUGUCCUGGUUAGCUUCAGUGCUGUGGGCUGGCACAUAAUAGAUAAAAACUGUGGCCUUUAA